Penicillium lagena is the source of this 270-nucleotide messenger RNA. RefSeq lists its product as uncharacterized. The transcript has a single exon. The coding region runs from base 1 to 270 and encodes 89 amino acids. Lineage: Eukaryota; Fungi; Ascomycota; Eurotiomycetes; Eurotiales; Aspergillaceae. The record is from RefSeq and is a predicted model, not a curated record.
AUGGAUGAAAUCUUGGAAGAACUGGCAGCCCGAUACGCGUCCUUGGGCAUCCACGACGACACCCAGAUGAAAAUCGACAACCUGAUCGCCCGCUAUUUGUACCCUCGAGUUCCGGAACACCUCAUUGAAUGGGCCCAUGCAUAUUGGAUGGACUUUUUGGAGGCUAUCUCGAUCAUACUGCAAAUGUGUCUAUCGCAGAUUUUCAAUGAUGCUUACUUGCGCUCCGGGAUUACGGAGGAACAGGAGGAGAGAAAUCCUGUGGUGGAAUGA